Stegostoma tigrinum is the source of this 6350-nucleotide messenger RNA. RefSeq names its product lebercilin LCA5 (gene lca5). Gene Ontology annotation, cellular component: axoneme. The transcript has 8 exons. Bases 686 to 2851 code for a protein of 721 amino acids. The record is from RefSeq and is a predicted model, not a curated record. Gene Ontology annotation, biological process: intraciliary transport. Lineage: Eukaryota; Metazoa; Chordata; Chondrichthyes; Orectolobiformes; Stegostomatidae.
CUGUAAGAAAGGUGGACACCUCACAAUAGCGUUCAUACCAAUGGGAUAUCUUUGCAUAUUUCUGCCAGUGGGUGUCUUAUCAUUUGCCCAGUUCAUUUGAAACAUGGACAACUCACUGCUAUCAAGAAAAGAAACUCAUCAAUUUCCAUCAUUGCUUUAUGGAUGUAUCCUAGCAAGCCAAAAUCACAAAUACAACAAUCCUCCAAAAAGCAGAUCUCCCACACAAAUGUAUACUCAUCAAGCAGAGGUACUUUUGAUUGUUUUAUCGUAUCCGUAGAAUGGAAGACAAUUGCAUAUUCCAUGACUAAUGAGGUAGCUGAUGCCAUACAGCCAGCUUGUAGGAUGCUUCCUUUCACACGUGAUGGCUGAGAGACAACUUAGUACAUCUGGGAGUUUUCAACAGAGAAGAACGAUGGCACCCCUCAGUAGCUGGCAGCAAGUGGUUUGGCAACAGACUGCAGUGCUAACAACAGUAACCACAGUGACACUUGUUGGCUUCAUGUGCAACACUUAUGGUAGGAACUGACACCCAAAAAUUGGCCUCCUGAAUAAUCAACAAAGGUGUGCCAUCUGAAGAUGUCCUGUCUGAAAUGAAGAUGUUUGCUCUUUGUCCAUAACCUUUUUCAAAUGGAGGGAUUCCGGGCCUGAACCCAAAAGUUGUGGAUGUGAGCUGUCUUAGACCAACAUGGAAUCUCAAAAUGGAUACUUUGAAGACAUUACAGUAGAUUCAGAAUCUGAAAGAAGUCCACAUUCUGGCAGAGCGAGCACACAAAGCAAGUUUGUAACAAAUGGUAAUAACUCAUUUAGUGAUAAUGCAAAGAAAAUCAAUCUGCCUCAAAGCACUGACAGCACAAUGAGAGAUCAAGGGAAGACUAAAAAGAACAUGGACUAUGAUAAAAAUAGUGACUCCUAUUAUUCAGAUGAUUAUGAUGAUUCAUCAUAUACAUCUGAUCAGUGUUGCUCAGAAUACUCUGCAUCCAGAACACCUAGCCCAAGCAGAAAGGGACAAGCAAAACAGAAGAAGUCCAGCAACCCUAGCCAGAAUCAAGCUAAUCGGAAAUCGGGUUCCAAGCAUCCAGCAAACCAUGGUAGUCGCCGUUGGGGAUCACGGACCCAGAGCUUAAGCAAAGAAUCUGUUCACAAAGACAUAGACUUAGUGACCAAACGCAUGUUAUCUGCCAGGCUUCUGAAAAUUAAUGAACUACGAAAUGAGGUUACUGAGUUACAGGCUAAGCUGGAGGAUUUGCAGAAAGAAAACAAAAUUCUAAAGAGACUUCAGUAUAGACAAGAGCGGGCCCUAAAUAAGUUUGAGGACACUGAAAAUGAGAUUGCAAUGCUCAUAUCCCAUCAUAAUGAUGAAGUUCGGGUACUUCGAGAACGACUUCGAAAAUCACAGGAGAAAGAAAGAGCAGUUGAGAAACGUUUAAAAGAUACUGAGGAGGAACUUUAUCGCACUAAAAGCACACUUCAGAAAUUAAAGAAACUUUCAGAAGACAAACAUCUGGUGGAGCGAGAUGAACUGGCACAGAAACUUGCCAAAGCUGAAAUCAAAAUGGAAGAAAGUGAAAGAAAAUUGAAGGAACUGGAGAGAAAUUUGGAGCUAACCAACCACAGCUUCCUUAGGCAAGUGGCCUCUGAGCGGAAGAAGGUGCAUGUGGCUCAGGAAAAUAUUCAAAAUCUCCAGGAUACAAUCCAGUGUCUUGGUCAGAAACUAAAGGAGAAGGAAAAGGAACUGGAUGUGAAGAAUAUUUAUGCCAAUCGCAUUCUGAAGGCAUCACCAAAGAAAGACACAGAAAGUGUGCCUAAGAAAAAAGCAACAGUGCUCAACACUGCAAUUGGAGUGCAGACUGAAGAGUACUUCUUGCCUUUAGAGUUCCCAACUCCACCCCUAGUAAUAAGUGGUGAAGACGAACUGACAAUAAAAGGAGAAUAUUCACAAACGAUUCAAGAACACCAUGACAGUGAGACCCUGGAAUUGACAGAUCAUUUGCAACGAGACAAGGAUCUACAAGAACAUAAACGAGAGCCUGAAGAAAUGCGUAAGCGAGAACAGGAACAGCACAGGUUGGAGUUAAAAGCUCAAAAGCUGAGAGAAAAAUGGGAACAGGAAGAGCAGGAAAGAAAAAGAGAGGAGAAAGAAAGUGUCGUAAAAGAAUCCAGUUCAAGAGAGACUGAGCACCAAAACGUGGAAAAAAUGAACGAGAAACGCAAGAAAGAAAUUCUUUUGGCAAAGAUGCGAGAGAUUGAUGAAGAGACUAAUGGAAGUUCCGUGACCUCGCCGCACAAUGCAUCACACCUAUUUUCCACAGAAAUGUCAAAAAGCCGUGAUUCCCCGGAAAGAUUGCAAAAAACUGGCGACUUUCUGAAGUCUGUGGACAAUACACUAACAGAGGGUUGUGGUCGCAGAGGUACCAGGACCACAAGCUUCAGCGAUGAGCUGAGCUUUGGUAUGUAUGCACCAUCAUUUGGGAAAGGAACUGGGAGGUCUGGACUAAUAGGUCAGAAGAGCAAAGGCAAAGGUGAGCAACUGAAUGGCUAUUAUGACCUUCCAUUUAAAGACAGAAAGUCUAAUUUGAUGGAACAGUUGUUUGGAACUGGAGCUGCCACUGACAUCACCACGAAGGAAGAGAAUUUUCUAAUGUCUUAUGCUGUAGACCAGACUAAAGGGAGUGACAACCCAUUCCCCUGGGAACAAACAAACAAAUACACAAGGAAAAAUGAUAGUGGUGAUUCUGUUUCUAGUGGUGGCAUGAUCAGCUCCAAUCACCACCAUUCUAAAUACGCCUCAAUUAAGCCAGCAGUAAAUGUAAUUGAUUCACUAGAGGAUGAAGUAGAAGAGGUAAUAUUAUAAAGAAAAGUAAGGCAAAUUAAUUUACAACCCAGAUCAUUUUCAUGAAAGGCAUUAUCAAAAUGCUCAAAUUCCCAUAACUAUACAUAAAAUAUUCCAAAAGAUCAAUGAUUUUACCAACUAUAUCACAAGUCAUAUAUUCUAUCAACACAAUGUCUUUGUCCCUUGUUAGUUCCAGAGUUCCAAAAUUAAUUAUUUAUAAAUGCUCGCUGUUUGAAGGUGCAUUUCUCUACUUUGAAUGAUCACUGUCUUAACUCUCUUCCAUGUUGAAUUGCUGACUGCCUAUUAAUUUCAAAAUUGAUGCCCCUACAUUAUUUACUACUUCCAGUCUUGGGAAGGUGAUGUGUGUGUGUGUACUACUCUCCUUUUAUUAUUAAUUGAAAAUUUGGUUUCCAAAGAACAGUUGAAUUUGAUUGAGGCCCAAUUAACUUCGACACAUUAAUUAACUGCAUGUAGUGGAGGCCUUAGCAAUAUUCUGGUAUUCCCAUUUUAUUACAUUGCUAUUAAAAACAGGCCAGAGAUUUGUUUGUGUCAACAUCGUAAUUUUGGAUUCCAUGAUCAUUUUGGUGGAAGGGGUACAUUUAACUCCUCUGAGUUGCUUUUAGUUAAUGUGCAUAUCCUUCAUAAGAGGUAAGCCUAAUGCCAGGUUCAUUUGGAUGCACUUAUGCUUCUUAUCUAGUGGACAACUCAUUAUGUUUAGGAGCCAGCAAUCCAUUUCUUGCUUUAUCUGUAUCAUUAUGCCAGGUCUCUAUCUAUGACAGGUAUAAAUCUAGUUGUGUACUCUUGGACUAAGGUUCUGGACAAUGUAGUGGUGGAGAGACCAGAGACACGAAUUUCCUCUUACAGUACUGAAAUUGCAGCCCUACAUACUUCACACUUCAGCCUUCUAAAAGGUUUGUUCAACGUUGCCACGCUGUUCCCACGACUUGUCAUUUUCCCUGAUUGGGCAAUCUGGAGGGUUACAAUUUGAUAUGUACUUAAAAUUGGGAUUAAAAUUUAAAUCCCUGCCAAAAAUUCAAGUUUCCAUCCCCAAUGUAUUUUCCUCAAAGUGAACAGGGUUCUGAAGCCUGUGGGAAUCCUGUCAAGCAAGACAGUUUGUGACUCUUGAAGCCUCCCGUUGAAUUAGAAAUCUUUUCUGACAUGUUGAAAAGAGCUUACCAAUAAUACCUCAUCCCCUCCAGAUUCCCUCUGUUCUCCAUACAUCCCUAAUAGUUACUCUUCCAGUCUCCACCAUGUAAAGAAAUAUGAUCCAUGUAAGAACACUGAAAAGGCUGAAAUGACCCUGAAAUGGACAAAAUAAGCAAACAGGCUUUGAGGACAUUGUCUUGAUGAUGUUCUUACAACCUCAUAAAAAUAUCAAACAAUAUAAACCGCUUUGUUCAAAAGAGAUUUUCAAAACCUGUUUGUUUUUUUUCAGUUUCAGCAUUAUUUCAUGUUAUUAUACGCUUUGUUGAUUUUGUACAUAAUAGAGACUGGAAAGGUGAAUAUGGAGGGUACAUAGGAGAAAUUAGAGGGCAUGGGGAUAUGAAGGAGUGUUGAGGGGAUAUGAAAAUUUGAAGCAGUAUGGGGAUACAGUGGUGCUUGGAAGGGGUUGGUGGGAGUGUGAGGGCGGGGAGGCCUAACAAUCAUGUACAUAAUGAGCUUCCUAACCUAUCCAUGUGUCAUCAACUAAAUAACAGCCCCAGAUCUGCUUCUGCAGGGUGGCAUUUCUAAAUCCAUCUACUAGAGACGAAAAUCUUACAGAAAUUCCUUGACUUUUAGAAGUUAGGAACACAAUGCCAAAAAGUGUUCUGACAUGUGGUUCCUGAUUUUAAAGUGGGGAAAUCUGAUUCCUCAUGUAAUAGGUCUUCACACCCAUUUUGCAGAGCAGAUAUUGUUGCAGUUAAUAUUUUCAGUUACUGUCUAGGAAUAAUCAACAAGUCAAAUAGACUCCUGCAAUAAAUUGUUAAAUCACUGCUACGUAAUUAAAAAGAUAUUGUGCUGAAACUUUCAAUUUUGCAUCACUACAGCCAAACAGCAUCCUCGGUGCAGCAGCACUCAUAACAAGAAGUGGCUUAGAAGAAUCCUUAAUGUUGGGUGUUUGAAUUAUUGAGAUCACUUUGAUUGUUAGGGUCUGGAAGAUGCUGUUUGAAAGGGAAUCUUAGGAUAGUUUUAUAAGAUAUGAAGUGGAAAAGACCAAUCUGGAGCAAUCUUUUGACGGGUUGAAAGAACUGUUCAUUUUCUGAAAUAGUUCCUGUCAAUAUAUAUUAUUGUAGAGGCAGAGCAAGAAGUUUCGGUUAAAUGAAAGACAAAAUUUAAGUAAUUAUCAGGAAACUUGCCACAAAAACUGAUUAGCCCCAUUAAUGGAGUCCGUGUGAAACAAUCGAGGCAAAACCUUGAAGUUAUUUAAGAGAUAGAUGGGUUUGGGUGUUGCUGCAGGGCGAAGGUCGACUGCAAGUUCUUAACUGAAUGUGGAUGAAACAUUGUUUUUCUUUAGCUCAAGGUAUGAUCUUAUACGUCUUUGUUGUAGCAGACAUGGGUAGUUUUGACAGUGCAAUUUCAAAGUGGAAUUAACCUCCAAUCAGUCCACUGUUUUUCAUAUGGCGUGCUGUUGCUUGUCUGAAGUUCACUGAUAAUUUCACAGAUCUGAAUUAAUUGGUAUGUACUUACAUUUAAUAGGGAGAGACUUUUCUGGACCUUUAUACAAACGAAUAGGAUCUCACUAUUAGUUUAUUUAAAAGGAAAGUACAGACUUGUGCUCAACUGGCCAAUUUUUUGCUAUCUGGUGUGCUCAGGUGUUAUUGAAAAUAUAUCAUAAUAUGCCUUAUGAAAUGAAUAAGCAUUAGGAAAAAUGUUUUAACAUCGAUAGUGCAUUCAAAAGAGAAAGCCAUUGUUAAUUGGACAAUGGGCAAAACAAACAGCAAACGCCAAGAACAAGAGCAAAUUGCAAUGUAAAUGCAUUGAUCUCCUUGAAGUGUUUGACUUGCCUUUUGGAUAGAUUAAUGCAUUUAAUAAAGUAACUUUUUCAGAGCAAUUAGUGUGCAUUUGUCAUGUUAUAUGCCAUCAUUUGAGUAAAGAUUUUAUGUGUAAAUGUGAGAAGGAUUAUAACAUUUGUAUUAACUUUAAAUCAUGCUGUGUAGCACUUGCCAUCAAGGUGGCCAACAGCAUAGCAAGCCAUAAUUGUCUUGAGGGAACUUGCUAGUUUUGAUCAUUUUAACAAGUAUUAUUUUCUUAGGAUAAUUAUCCGUAGAUAAAAUAUUCAUUUUUUCUUUAUUAUAACAGUGAAAAAAUACAUUUGAAAGUGGUUUGUCUGAUAGCAACAUUAUCUUAUAAGCACUAUUGAUUACUCCUUAAAAGGCAUUGUUUCAAAAACUGCUUGUUUGUUAAUUACUGUAUACAUAUAUUGAUUGCACAAUUUCCAAAGAAUAUGUCAGGUAGUUUUAAAUGCUUAUUUAUUGCCACAUUGUAUUUUUAUACUAUUUAAAUCAUUUGUUAAUUUUGGCUGACUUCAGCGUAAUGCUUU